AUGGACUACCCAACAAAUGUGCUAUUGCUGCUGCUGCAACUAAUACUACAACGACAACAGGCAUUGGUCCACCAGGACAAAUCCCUGGACCUUGCAGCGCUCCUAAAGGAACCCAUCGUGGACAAGGAAGUGCUAACACAAUUCCAGAAUCACAAACUGGUCAAAAUGUAUGCACCAGAGCUUUGUAAUGUGCAUUUGAGACUCCUAAAGAGCCUCGUUGCAGACAUAUUUAUGACUGGCACCCCAGGCGACGAAACGCACGAUGACACAACAGUUAUAACGCUCGCAAACUACUAUUACAACCAGCGGAUCGAAGAAUUGACGCAGGAUCAACUACCAAGAAUACGGCAUGAGAUAGCGGAACUGCUAAACCCAUAA
Molecule: messenger RNA, 378 nt
Organism: Torulaspora delbrueckii
Lineage: Eukaryota; Fungi; Ascomycota; Saccharomycetes; Saccharomycetales; Saccharomycetaceae
Gene: SWC7
Product: Swc7p
Exons: 1
Coding region: 1-378 (125 amino acids)
Source: RefSeq, a predicted model, not a curated record